GGAGACUGCCUGUUGUAGACUCUGGGUAAUCUUGGGCGAGUACGAAGGGAUCGACGAGGGAGAGAUUCAUGUCGCCAGAGUUGAUUGAAUAUCGUUGAAAUCGUGUUGUCGCAUUGAGGUUGGAAGUAGUUGUGUUGACAAGGCUGGCGACUUUUUUCGAACCAGGGUUUGGCGCGAGGCUGAAAGUGAGGGCCACUCACCACGGCACAGCAACUGAGAUACAGUCAGACUUUCUCUUCCUUCUCAAUUUUUGAAGACUACAAGAUCUUUGUCGCUCCUUUGAUCAUUAUAAGCUAGAGCAAGUCUCUUCGAGAUCCCAGACUGUCCUUUCUGCUCAUCUCACAAUGGUGGCUCACAUCCCUCUCUUCUAUCGGAUCGUCUUCCUCUAUAUCGAUCCCUUGAUCUGCCUUUCAGGAAUCUAUCUCAUGUUCUUCGACCACCAGACCUUCGUUGUGAAUGGCACUCCGAGUUCUUUAUCGGCCUCUCUCUCCAAGGUCGACCCUCUAGCAGCACAUCUCAUCAUGAACAUUGGCCUGUAUUCGAUUUGCAUUUUCUCCUUGCAAGUCCUCCUCCUUCACCAAUUUAAAGACGCUCCGAACGGAUUGAAUGUGAAGCUAUGGCGUAUCCUCAUGUUCUCUAUCUUACUGAUAGAUGUUGGACUUAUAUAUGGUGGAUAUUCUGUGAAUCCGAAGGCGUUCUUGGAUUUUGGUGCGUGGACAACUGGGGAUUGGGGGAACAACGGUAUUCUGGCUGCACUUGUUGUGAUUAGGAGUGCGUUUAUUUUGGGUAUCGGAGGAGUGGGGAAGAAUACUUGAGUUUGAUUCAUGACUUUGGGACAUGUUAUUCUCCGCUCUACCACUAAUUGAAGACUCCCCUCUUCUGCUGCUUGUCCUGGCGACU
This is a messenger RNA of Mollisia scopiformis, 900 nucleotides long. RefSeq lists its product as uncharacterized. Bases 345 to 815 code for a protein of 156 amino acids. NCBI's taxonomy places the organism in Eukaryota, Fungi, Ascomycota, Leotiomycetes, Helotiales, Mollisiaceae. The transcript has a single exon. The record is from RefSeq and is a predicted model, not a curated record.